UAAUCAAUGCGAGUAGCCUCCCCUGCACAAAAUGGCUGCGUUCUGGACUCCGCAUGACUGUUUCCAAACAUUUUACAUGAUGUGCAUUUGCCUUGCAUUGUAGGAAAUAAUUGAUCAGUCUUUUCUGAUGGUAUGAGAAGAAUUUUUCAGACAGUCUUUUCGAUUGUCACAUUUCACACAAAGCAUAAGCGCUGGACAACAAAUUUACGCAGCGCCUUCAAAAUGAGCGAUUAUAACACUGAGAUAAAUAGAGGUGUGGAUGGCGUAGGCAGACCGCCGGACGGCGGGACUAAGUGCUUUGUAGCACGCGCUAAUCCCGUCACAGGCAAAACGGAGUGGAUCAUGCAAGCUGCGGACUAUGAUUAUCAUCAAGAAAUUGCAAGAUCAGCAUAUGCAGACAUGUUACAUGAUACAGAGAGAAACCAGAAGUACUAUGCCGCCAUAAUCAAAGCAGUGCAAGUGUUACGGGCAAGGGGGUGUGAGGUUCGUGUGUUGGAUAUUGGGACUGGCACCGGUCUGUUGUCCAUGAUGGCUGCCACUGCUGGUGCUGACACAGUGACUGCAUGUGAGGCUUUUCAACCCAUGGCUGAAUGUGCAUUGUCAGUGAUCGAAGCCAAUGGUUUUGCCGACAAAAUUAACCUGAUUCCUAAACGAUCAACAGAAGUUACUGUUGGGCCAGGUUGUGACAUGCCCUGUCGUGCUAACUUGCUGGUAACAGAAGUGUUUGACACUGAACUUAUUGGGGAAGGAGCCAUCAGGACCUACAACCAUGCACAUCAGUAUCUCCUGGAAGAGGACUGCCUUGUGGUUCCGGGUGCAGCCAACAUGUAUGUGCAGCCUGUUACCUCAAGCUUUAUUCGUCGCUGGAACACUCCUCAGCAGAUUGAGGUGUCACCAGGUGAUCACAUCACUUUCCCAGUUGAGUUCAUGGCCUGUGCUGGUGCUCCUUCCCUACAUGACUUGCAGUUGGACCAAGUGGAUGAAAAUCUCUUUUCUCCACUAAGCCCACCAGUCAAAGUGUUCAGAUUUGACUUCAGCAGGCGAGGUGCUCUUAAAACCUGGGACAGUAUUCACUCCGUGGUGAAGCCUGAUAGAGACGGGACAGUUGAUGCUGUGUUCAUGUGGUGGGACCUUGAGAUGGACCCUGGAAAAGAGAUUCGCCUUAGUUGUGCUCCAAGCUGGGCACACCCAGAUGGCAAGUCACUGCCAUGGAGGGAUCACUGGAUGCAGGCCAUUUUCUACACAACACAGUCAUUGCAUGUGAAGAAAGAUGAAGAUUUCAGCAUUGUCAGUCAUCAUGAUGAAUACAGCCUCUGGUUUGAGGCAGCACUUCUUAACCAGGAAACAAAGAUUCCUGAACGUCCUGUGUGCACUUGUGGUUUGCAUCUGACUUACAGUCGCUCACGCCUGGCCAUGCUGAGUGAUUCUAAUCGCAACGAUCUCUACCUCAGAGUUCUUAGGAAGUACAUUGGAAAUGCUUCAGUUUGUCUAUGCAUCAGUGAUGGAAGUUUGCUGCCUUUGAUGGCGGCCAAGCUUGGGGCUGAAAAAGUGUUCACCAUAGAAAGUAAUGCAAUGUGUGCUCGCCUCAUGCACAUGCUUAUCAAGGAAAAUAAGCUGGAGGACAAAGUUACAGUCAUAGAAAAGCUGCCAGUAGACAUCACAGGGGAGGAUUUUCAGGGCAUGAAUAUUGAUAUUGUGAUUGGAGAGCCAAGUUUCCAGGCACACGUGCUACCUUGGGAUAAUCUGUAUUUCUGGUAUGCUGUAAAUACCCUGCAACCUUUCUUAUCAUCAACUACACGCAUUUUGCCAGAGUCUGUGUCCAUUCAUGCCAUUGCAAUGCAGUUUAAGGAUCUGUGGAAGAUCCGUGCACCUGUAGGACUUUGUGAGGGCUUUCUACUUAACAUCUUUGACAAUAUGAUCAAGACAUCAGCAGACAUAGUCGAUGAAGAAGUUGAACCUCAGCCACUGUGGGAAUAUCCUGGUGUAGCAUUGUCCCAAGCCACCCAAUUACUCAGCCUUAACUUCACCAAACCAAUCACCUGUUGCCAUGCAGUAGAUAAGACCAUCACACUUAUCUGCGAAGAAGAAGGUACAGUGAAUGGAGUGGCCAUGUGGUGUGUAUUUGAUUUUGGGGAUGGUUUGACCAUUAGCACUGGACCUCAGCAAACACCUGUAGUGGGAGGCAAAGUAGUGUGGGACUAUUACACACGUCAGGCUGUGCAUCUCUUUCAUCAGCCACAUGCACUGGAGCCUGGAGACACUUUGGACUUUGACUUCAAGUUUGUUCCAGAGGAAGGAAAUAUAUGUUUUUGCUGGUGACGUUCAUUUCAGUUAGAUGGAAAAAGAUGUAUAGUAAGUUUCUAAACUUGUCUGUAUGGACACAUAGCACAAGGGAAAUGACUCCUGGUCACAUCAAACAAUCUGUUUACCAAUGUAACUCUUGUUAUUUCCUCUGCUGAGUCUUCAGUGUGCCUGUUAUAGCACACCACAUGAAUGAUGGUGAUAUUCAAGCUUUUAAAAGCUCGAUUGUGUGUUGAAAAUUGUCAAAUCAGAUUUUUGUUGUUUGUUUUUGUUUAUUUUUUUUUUUGGUGGGGGGAGGGGGCAGGGGAGUUUACAGGAAGGAUUGACAAGUCAUGUAAAUUAAAAUUUUACAAUUCAUUUUAGUAUGCAUUUAUACCUGUGCAAAUAAUUUCUGUGGUUUUUUUUUUUUAGUAUUAUUAUUAAAAUAUGCACACAUACAUGCAAACAGACACCCCUCUUUACAGCAGUCAGGUUUAUAUAUCGAUGUCGUUUGUUGCUGACGUAAAGUUGUUUCAUAAAUCUUGAAUACUAUUUGGAAUAUCAGUACAGUCAUGGAGUUGUUUUGAAUAUCCACUCUUGAAAUCUUAUAGGACCUCUUUCUGAUCUGUUUUUGUCAUCAAAAUGUUUUGCAGAACAAAAAUAAAACUGCAUUUAAUAACAUGAUGAAAAUGGAAAAAUUAUAAUGUAAUAAAGUCUUUGAUGUGGAAAAUUAUUUUCUCAAGCAUUAACCUUAAUAGGAAAUAUUGUAUUAUGCCGAUGCUUUUUCUUCAGGAAUCCAGAAGCUGAAAAUGUACUUACGUGUGCAUAAAUUUCAUUGGCGACUCACUAUAGUCGUUCAAGGUUAUCGCCCUGAUUGUCCUUCUUAUCACCUGUUCACUAUCAUAUCUGCUUCCAGUUUUUUUUAGUAUUAUUAUUAUUUGAAACUGCAGUCACAGAAAUUCAAAUUUGUUCCAGAGACAAUAAAAGUAGGAGCUGAAAUAUUA
Messenger RNA from Pomacea canaliculata, 3284 nucleotides. RefSeq names its product protein arginine N-methyltransferase 7-like. The transcript is spliced from 14 exons. Gene Ontology annotation, biological process: peptidyl-arginine methylation. Gene Ontology annotation, molecular function: protein-arginine omega-N monomethyltransferase activity. The record is from RefSeq and is a predicted model, not a curated record. NCBI's taxonomy places the organism in Eukaryota, Metazoa, Mollusca, Gastropoda, Architaenioglossa, Ampullariidae. Bases 133 to 2319 code for a protein of 728 amino acids.